AGUCGGGAUUUCCCAGUUUUCCAUUACCACUGUAACGCAUCAUAAGUUCCGCCUUCACUUCCACCCUUUUCGCCUCUGCAGGGCUCAGCCUCAGUCCGCGAAAAUUCACAUGAAUCCGAGCUUCUACCGGAGAGACCGAACCAACAGGACAUGGAUUCUUCUCUGACUGGGUCUCUGCUGCUGCUGUCUGUGGUCUUCAUGCAGUUUGUCUCUGCUGCAGGUCAGAAAAACGUGACGAUCAAAGCUGAACCUGGAGAGAACGUCAUUCUGCCAUGUGAAGAUCCUGAUCAGGGGGAAAUCAUAGUCGCAGAGUGGAAGAGAACUGAUCUGAGAGAAGAAUUUGUCCUCCUGUACAAAGACGGGCAGAUCAAUCCAGCAGACCAGCUUCCGUCUUACAGGAACCGAGUUGAUCUGCUGCUAUAUCAGAUAAAGAAAGGAGACGUGUCUCUGCUUCUGAAGAACACAACGACUGAUGACAGCGGGACGUAUGAAUGUCGAGUUACUAAAGGAAACGUUGUGGAAAAACUGAUCAGCACCAUCAGCCUCCAGGUUUCUCCUCCAGGUGAGAGUUUGUCUCUGGAUCAGAACCAGCAGCUUCCUGGUUCUGAUCCAGAUCAGAUGAUCUUCAGUCAUCUCCUACCUGAAGAUCAGACUGGAGGUUAAAGGUCACAUACAGUAUUUGAUUAAUUCUAACCUGUAAACUUUGAUUCAUGCCAAUUAAAUUUGAUUGAAUCUUUUACCAUUUUA
This is a messenger RNA of Poecilia latipinna (sailfin molly), 747 nucleotides long. Its product is annotated as myelin-oligodendrocyte glycoprotein-like. The coding region runs from base 151 to 663 and encodes 170 amino acids. Gene Ontology annotation, biological process: regulation of cytokine production; T cell receptor signaling pathway. Gene Ontology annotation, cellular component: external side of plasma membrane. The record is from RefSeq and is a predicted model, not a curated record. NCBI's taxonomy places the organism in Eukaryota, Metazoa, Chordata, Actinopteri, Cyprinodontiformes, Poeciliidae. The transcript has 3 exons. Gene Ontology annotation, molecular function: signaling receptor binding.